CUCGUUCGCUCUCUCUCAUCGUCUCUUCUCUGUGUCUUCGUCUAUACCUCUCUCCCUCUCUCUCUCUCUCUCUCUAUAUCAAUUUUUUUUGUUUUACCAGUUUGACCACGGAGUUGGAUUCCUAAGAUUAGUCUCAAGCCCAAGAAGUUGCAGAGCAGGAAGCCAGAAAACAGAGCUCUUCUUCCCCUUCUCUGUUGCUUCUUCAUCUUCUUCUUCAUCAUCGCCAUUGCACCAUCUCGGUCUUCUUCAGAAUUUUUUUUUUAAUUUUUGACUGAAGAAAUCCCAGAAUUAGUCAGUGCAUUUCAGUUCUGAAGUAAAGAUGACAAAGCAGAAUGUGGUCAUCUCCGACCCAAACGCUGCAAUUAACACUUCGAUUACUGUCGCCGUCUCCAACCCUUGUUCCCUGCGUCUGUUACCGUCGUCUGCGACACAGAAGCCACCAACAGCUCCCGGGACUAAAAACCGCAUUUCAAAGAAAAAGCUUCAGGAGCUUGAAAUAGCGACAGGACCCAGAAUCAAUACAUGGGUUGAUUCCAUGAGAGCUUCCUCUCCUACUCAUACCAAGUCCACGGCUUCUUUUCCGGAGACUGAAGAACAUGGUUCUUGGAUGCUUCAUCACCCAUCUGCUUUAAACAUGUUCGAGCAAAUUAUAACUGCUUCAAAGGGGAAACAAAUGGUUAUGUUCUUAGACUACGAUGGUACCCUUUCGCCGAUCGUCGAGGACCCUGAUCGAGCUUUCAUGUCUGACGCGAUGAGGGCGGCUGUUAGGGACGUUGCCAGAUUAUUUCCCACUGCGAUCGUGAGUGGGCGGGGUAGAGACAAUGUGUAUAACUUUGUACGAUUAGCAGAGCUGUACUAUGCUGGUAGCCAUGGAAUGGAUAUUAAAGCACCAGCCAAAGGUCGCAAAUACAAGAAAGGUAAAGAAGCAGUUCUUUUCCAGCCUGCAAGUGAAUUUUUACCCAUGAUCGAUGAGGUUUAUAAAACAUUAGAUGAGAAAACAAAAUCCAUAGCAGGGGUAAAAGUUGAGAACCACAAGUUUUGUGCGUCGGUGCACUUCCGGUGUGUUGAUGAAAAGAGAUGGAGGGAACUUGCAGAACUGGUUGGGUCAGUGCUCAAGGAUUACCCAAAGCUUCGACUGACUCAAGGGAGGAUGGUUCUAGAGAUCCGUCCUACCAUUAAGUGGGACAAGGGGAAGGCACUUGAAUUUUUAUUAGAGUCACUUGGUUUUGCAAAUUGCAAAGAUGUUUUGCCAGUUUACAUUGGUGAUGAUAGAACAGAUGAAGAUGCAUUCAAGGUUUUGAAGGAUAGAGGACAAGGGUUUGGCAUUCUUGUCUCCAAAACCCCAAAGGACACAAAUGCCUCUUAUUCCCUUGAGGAGCCCUCUGAGGUUAUGGACUUUUUGCUCCGUUUGGUAGAGUGGAAGAGACUCAACCUAAGAGGAAACUCAAAGGUGUAAAUAAAUACAAGAAGAUUGGCCACCCCAAGAGAGAAAAAAAAAGAGACCCAGGGUGAUAUUACAAGUAGAUAAAGACAGUAAAUAGUAUGUUACUUUCUUUGUUCAUAGAAAGAAAGGGAGAAGAAAAAAAAAAAAAAGAAGGAAGAAAGAGAAGAGAUUAGGAAACCCUUUCUUCUAGGCUUUGCAGUUCUUGUAAGUACUUUUAUGUACAAGGAAGAGAUGAAGAUGUAUUUUGCAAUCUCUCUCUCCCCCUCUUGUGGACCUUGUUUUAAGUAAUUAAUGGAAGUCAACCAUUACUGCAA
This is a messenger RNA of Macadamia integrifolia, 1758 nucleotides long. Its product is annotated as probable trehalose-phosphate phosphatase J. Gene Ontology annotation, molecular function: trehalose-phosphatase activity. The coding region runs from base 320 to 1456 and encodes 378 amino acids. The transcript is spliced from 11 exons. NCBI's taxonomy places the organism in Eukaryota, Viridiplantae, Streptophyta, Magnoliopsida, Proteales, Proteaceae. The record is from RefSeq and is a predicted model, not a curated record. Gene Ontology annotation, biological process: trehalose biosynthetic process.